AUUUGUGCCUGUAACUUCUCAUGCUGGGCUCUGUGACAUUGACAUUCUGAAGAAGACAUUCAACUGUUUUUCUCCACCAUUAUUUUGCUUCUCAUUUCAUCCCUGACUUCGGUAUUAAUUCACUGCAAUGGAUGAACAACGUUCUUUAGAAGAAAAUACUGCCUUCUCUUCUUUCGUGGAGGGCAAAAUAAAGUGGUGGUUUGAUCUCAUUGAUGUGGAUAACGAUGGUUAUAUCUCGAAGGACGACUUUCUUAUCAUCGCCAUCCGAUUUGUGAAGGAACACGGAAUGGAGGAGGAAAAGGCGGUGAUGCUGAAAAGACAACUUGUUAAAGCUUGGGAGAGAGCCCUGCUGAAACCACAAUUGUUCAGUGAAGAUGAUCAAAAUCCUGAGAUGAGGGAGGACGUACCGCUUAUCAUUAAAGUUGGGGAGGAGUUGGAGGCGGGCCAUCACAUCCCAAAGGACGAUUUCUCACGGGCCUUUGGUCAGCUGAUAAAUUACAAUUCCUUGCUGGCGAGGAAUAUUCUUGAAACGUUGGUCAAUGUCUUCUUCGACAUGUUCGACAAAGAUGACGACGGCUUUAUUUCUCCCCAAGAGCUAGAGGUGUUCAUGAGAUGCCUGGGAACAGACCAGGCUGAAAUGGCUCAGCUCGCCCUCUCCUGUCUUGACACUGACCGAGACGGAAAACUCAGCAGAGAGGAAUAUGUCGGCGGCUGGUGUGAAUUCCUCCUCUCUCAACAACUGGAUCACCAAUUUAUCACAGCUUUUGCACCUCAUUUUUCCUAACCUAAACAGACUUUCGUAACUUUCUUAUUUUAAAAAAGCCCCCCAAAAAAGGAAAAAAGAAAACUAACGCAGUAUCAUGCACACUUGAAAUGUCAACGAAACUCGCUGGUCACUUCUGUUAUAAAUGUAGCUGUAUGG
Messenger RNA from Aplysia californica (California sea hare), 922 nucleotides. Its product is annotated as sarcoplasmic calcium-binding protein. Lineage: Eukaryota; Metazoa; Mollusca; Gastropoda; Aplysiida; Aplysiidae. The transcript is spliced from 4 exons. The coding region runs from base 128 to 784 and encodes 218 amino acids. Gene Ontology annotation, molecular function: calcium ion binding. The record is from RefSeq and is a predicted model, not a curated record.